UGCAAGACAUACGUCACUAAACCCCCAAUUAUUUGUAAAAUGAGUAAUGAUUGUGGUGGCUAUACCUAUGAUGAAGAUGCUAUUAAUGCCCGCAAAUCGGACGUUAAGAUACAUCCGGUUUUAUUGUCGCGAGUUUCUCCCCGUGAGAUGACCGGUGAGUUAGUGUCGGAUGAGGACAUAAACAGUUUGUUUGAAGCGGCCCGUUGGGCGCCCUCUCACUAUAAUCUACAGCCGUGGAGAUUCAUUUAUGCUAAACGCGGGACAGAGCACUGGCAGAAGUUUAUGGAUCUUUUAUGGCCUUUGAAUCAACAGUGGUGUCAAACUGCAAGUCAUUUGAUGGUAGUGUUGUCCAGCAAAUGGGCGGAACUAAGAGGAGAAAAACACAGAAUUCCUACAAAUAGUUACGAUGCGGGCUCUGCCUGGAUGUCAAUGGCUAUUGAAGGUGCGGCUAAAGGAUUAGUUAUUCACGGAAUCGGCGGCUUUGACUUCGACAAGGCUUAUGAAGCGGUCGGAGCCAACAAAGACACUCAUAAUGUUGAAGCUAUGAUUGUUGUCGGGAAGCGUCCAGCAAAAGCUGAUCGCAAACAAAACGAAACAAUUACUCCACGAAACCCUAUCAAUACAUUUGUCUCGGAAGGCAUCUUCAAAAAUAACGACAAAUUCUGAUCUUAUUUUUUAUAUAUAGUAUUAUAUACUGUAUAAUAUGUUUUA
Molecule: messenger RNA, 711 nt
Organism: Oppia nitens
Lineage: Eukaryota; Metazoa; Arthropoda; Arachnida; Sarcoptiformes; Oppiidae
Exons: 3
Coding region: 40-666 (208 amino acids)
Molecular function (GO): oxidoreductase activity
Source: RefSeq, a predicted model, not a curated record